This is a messenger RNA of Plasmopara halstedii, 180 nucleotides long. RefSeq lists its product as uncharacterized. The transcript has 2 exons. The record is from RefSeq and is a predicted model, not a curated record. NCBI's taxonomy places the organism in Eukaryota, Oomycota, Peronosporomycetes, Peronosporales, Peronosporaceae. Bases 1 to 180 code for a protein of 59 amino acids.
AUGGUGAUCAAUCACCCUCGCGCCGCUUUUACAGGAUUAUUUGCGGUAAGGCAUCGCAACGAUGACCCUAGCAUAUUGAAAACGGGCAUGACAUGUUUCAUUAAGACAGUUAUCAACAAGUUGGUUACACUGGAUCUGAGCGACAUUGGGAUGGAUGAUUCGACGGCACGCGGUUAUUAA